Messenger RNA from Egretta garzetta (little egret), 2769 nucleotides. It is a transcript of the gene ENKD1, whose product is annotated as enkurin domain containing 1. NCBI's taxonomy places the organism in Eukaryota, Metazoa, Chordata, Aves, Pelecaniformes, Ardeidae. The transcript is spliced from 10 exons. The coding region runs from base 998 to 2374 and encodes 458 amino acids. Gene Ontology annotation, cellular component: cytoplasmic microtubule. The record is from RefSeq and is a predicted model, not a curated record.
CGCCGCUACGGGCAGUCCGGCCCCACCGCCCGCGGGCCGGUGUUUCUGGCAGCGCCUCUGCCGCCCGCCCCCACCCCAGCGACGAAGGGGCCCGGAGGGGUUUCUCGGGGGUAUCCAGUGUGGUUCAGCGGGGGCUCCGACCCCAGAACGGGCUUUGCACCGAUUUCCCGUCACAACCCGGCCGGGCUGCGGCCCGCAGCUCCCAUCUCCGGGCCUAGUGCUCCGCCUCGGGACCCCUGAGCUCAGCGCCUGGCUCGUCAUUGCUUGGGAGAGGGAUCCCACGCGUUAGGGAGGGGCCUCUCCUCUGCCGUCCUGCCUUGCUCUCCCGAGAGAGGACUUGGCUGCAGCUCUGCCAUGCCUGUGCCAGUCUCUGCCCACCCUCCCGCGCUGAGCUGCUCACCUCUCCAGGCUGCUGCUGCAGGACACGGUGUUUGACACCUUGGGGCAGACCCUGCGAGCUGCUUUGUUGGUGGACACGUGCCCAGCUCCUGAAGAACAGAUAUCCCCUGUGCAAACAACAGUACCACUGUACCGCUCUACCUGGCCCCCUUUGGUUUUGGAGAGGCAAAAGGGAAGAUGGGUCUUGGCGAUUGGCCCAUGGGGAAGAGCUGGUGAAAGCGAGGGAACCUGCGUGGGGAAUAGCAUUAAAAGGAGAAUAUUACUCUCUGCCACUGCAGUCUGUGGAGGGUAGCAAGGGGGAAGCAUGGGCAUGGACUAACACCACCGGUUAAAACUACGGAGGGAGGAAGCAAACAGCCAAGACCAGCUGAAUGGAGAUUAGCCCUUUGCUGUGCUGCAGAUGACUUGCGCUGCUUACCACAGCUUAUCGCAGCUGUGGGAGGGUUUUUUUCCCGUGCUUUUCGCCAUCAUAAAGGCAUGAAGCCGGCCUUGUGUCAGCUCUGUGUGUGGUAGCGGCUUCCUGGCACUGUGAAAAUGUGAACUGUGAAGAGGAGGGGAUCCUUCGGAGGCAGAUGCAGCAGGUUCAGGGCUGUGAAAAAUGCCUGCCAAAGCCUUGUCCGUUCCCAUGUGUUGUAGUUUCCUUAACUACGAUGCCAAAAAGAAGCCACGAAAGGAAGCCAUGGUUCAUGCGGGCUAUACGCUCACGGUCAGCAGGAGCAGAGGCAGAAGCUUGGGAAGCCUGUACGGAUCAUUGGUAACUGAGGCUUGGCUGCUGCUUCCCAGGGCUGGGAGACCGAUGCGAGGGGCUUGUGUCCCACACAGUGGUGGCUGGUUUCUGUGGUGGCAGCAGAGUGACGGCAGGAUGUGUGAGGGGCCAUCUAGGAUUUCUGGACCCAUUCCUCCGGACCCUACGCUCUUUCCAAACUAUUACAAACGCCCCUUCUCAGCUCGAGGGAGGCUGGAAGGGAAUGCUCAGAAGCUGGAUUUUACCUCUGGCCCCCUGGACCCAGUUCCCAACCCAUAUCCAGCUUUGGGCAGUGCCCAGCAGAUCCACCCAGCCCCUCGUAUUCGCCCCAGUGGAAAGGACUUUCUGGAGAAGGGACAGAAGGGGACGCUCAGCCUCUUGCUGCAGCUCGAAGGGAUCUCCCUUGACAGGGGGCUGCCAGUCAAGAGUAAAGAGUCCAGGGACCAGGAGAAGGAAAAUGUGAGGCGAAUAAAGGAGAUUCAGAAGAAGUGCAAAGAGAGGGAGCGAGCCCAAGAGCACAGCCAGCCCAAGCCUGUGAAAGCUCUGUGGAAAUCCCAGAAAUAUGAAAAUGUGGAGUCAAAGGUGAAGGCCAAGCUGCAGGAGAGCUCCCCGCCUCCAAAUCCAGAGGCUCUGAAAUUCCUGAGGGCAUAUUCUCGCUGUGGCCCUGGGAUCAAGCCAUGCAGAUCGCUCUCCCCAAGGCCUGCCAGAAUGAAAGCAGGGGCAGAUGCUGAGGCUCCGGAGGCACUGGGUAUUGAAACCAAGAUGCAGGUGGAGGGCAAAAGCAUUGACUUCAUUAAGCACAACGCCUGCAAUGCCAAGCGGGCCCCGCUGCGGCGCUCCCAGUCCCUGCAGGCGCUGGCCGAGCUGCUGGAACAGAAGCACCGGGAGCAGGAGGAGUACAACGCCAAGCAAAAGGGCCACGUCCCUCAGUACCUGCUGGAGAGGAAGGAGCUGUGGCGCAGGCAGACGGAGGAGCGGCUGCGAAACCUGCCAGAUCCUGACACCCCACCUGGUCAUACCAUGAUGCCAGAGGGCCAGCGGCUGGAGACCCUCGGCAAUCUGAAGCAGAGCCAGGAGCAGCUGAUAAAGGACCUGGUGAUGCUGCCAGUGCGUGCAGACACCCUCAGCAUGCAAAAGAGGCGGGUGGAGCUGGAGAGGAAGCUCUCCCAGAUAGAAGAGGCCAUCAACAUUUUCUCAAGGCCCAAGGUCUUCAUCAAGCUGGACUCAUGAGCCAGUGGGGCUGGGUGUUGUGCUGCUCUGCAGGAACAUCCCUCAUGGCUGGAAAGAGACGAUCAUCACUUUGGGAGGGAAGGAGAGGAAGGCAAGUUCAGGAUCCUGGGCCCACUCCGGUGCCAAUACAGUGUCCAACAUGCAACCGGCAUCUCUUGGUCUCCCUCCAGUUCUGUGUCUUGUCCACAGAAAAGGGAGGGAGAUGCCCUAAUAUACUCCGCAAUCUGGAGAACAGUUGUCUCUGUGCUGCCUGGCUUCUCAGAGAUCCGCUCUCUGCUCUGGAUCCUUCUUUCUGCAGAAGCCUGAAGGGGCCGGGGAGGUUGGGUGUCACAGCACUGGGGUGCUGGGACGUGGUGGUGGACUCAGAGUGGAGAACGUAUGGUGUCCAGACGGAU